Messenger RNA from Salvelinus namaycush (lake trout), 893 nucleotides. Its product is annotated as tetraspanin-16-like. Gene Ontology annotation, cellular component: membrane. The record is from RefSeq and is a predicted model, not a curated record. The coding region runs from base 1 to 861 and encodes 286 amino acids. The transcript is spliced from 8 exons. Lineage: Eukaryota; Metazoa; Chordata; Actinopteri; Salmoniformes; Salmonidae.
AUGACACCUGUUGGCCAGGCAGACACAGCCAGUUGGCAGCAAGUAGGCCUUAAUAGCAGUAGGUCUAAAUCGUCUGGACCUAUUAAAAAAGGUCGAAUUUGCAAAAUGGCUAGACAUGACAAACUGUACACAUGGAUGCGGUAUUCGAUGUUGCUGCUUUGUGUGAUACUUGUUAUAAGUGGUUUUGUGCUGCUGGGGCUAGGCGCAUGGAUUAGAUAUGGAGCAGCUACGUUUGUGGAUGUCCUGGGCCCCUACUCGUCUCAGCUCAUCUACAUCAGCUACAUCUGUAUUGGUAUGGGCUCAGUGCUGUCUUUCACGGGUCUCAUCGGCUGCUGUGGGGUUUGGAAAGAGAACCGCUUCUUUAUCAUGCUGUUUUUCUUCAUCGUGACAAUGCUGUUUGUUGCUGAAAUCAUUGGGACUAUUUUUGUCUUGACGUACCGGAAUCUGGUUAGAUUAGUGGUACGUGAUGCAAGCAAGAAUUCCCUGAUGACUGCCUAUAUGGGCCCAGCGGCAACUGACCCAAUCUCAACAGCAUGGAACACAGUCAUGGUCAAGUUCAAAUGCUGUGGUUUUGAGAACUCGACUGUAGAUUUCAAGGGCUCUGUGUUCAGUACAACCACGGGUUUGAACUACCCUAAGACUUGCUGCGUGAACAAGACCCUUGCAGACUGUGACGGUAUCACCAUCACUCCAAGUCUGAUCCAACCACAGAGCUGCUUUGGUAAGGUCAUCACAGUGAUCAGAGAGCAGAGUGUCAUCCUGGGAUCAGCAGCUGGCUGCAUAUGUAUGAUGGAGUUAUCCUCCAUGAUCCUUGCCAUGGUUUUGUUUGUGAAGUUGGGGCUCAUGAGGCAUCCAUGGUGAAGCCAAAAGGUCCAUCCACGCCUGGAGGACAC